GGGUAGAAGAUUGAUUCUUCAUCUAUUUUUCCCGGGUUGGCGAAGAAAACGAGCCCGCCGCGUGGAUCGCGCGGGUUUUCGUCCGUCACCCGCGCCGUCGCACGGACUGUCUCACGCAACCCACAACAUCGCCACGCAUCCGCGCUGCUUUUAGCCCACAUCCGCACGGCUCUUUUUAUCCUGCCAGGAUAAAGCGGCGGAAGCUAUGGGGUCGCAGUUCGCUGCGCACAGGGCCACCAGAGGGCGCAAGAGAUUGGGUCUUCUCAAGCCAAUCAGCGACCAGCACGUGGCGGCUGUGCUCGGGCAAACCUUUCUGGCGCAACGUGGCUUCCACUCGGUAAGGCAACGGUCCAGCCCCGGGGAAAAAGAGAUCCUGCCCCCAAAGGAAUACUGCCCACGCACGAGGGCUGUUAUCACCUGGGCCGGCUCUUGGGCCCAACAGCAUAAAAGGCCGGCCGCUGGUGGCCUCUCCAACUUGAAGGGCGGCUGCUGUGAUACGCUCUCCGAGAGCUUGCUGCUUUGCUGCCUCGGGGUUAGUCCUCGAACCUCUCAGGCGUUUUUGGUCGCGUUUCUCCCCGUGAUCAGUUGGCUCCUUGGAGUGCGCUUGUUGUGAAAAGUUCUCAAACACACCGUGACGCCCGCCGCCACCGCCGCCGACGCUUGACUCUCUCAGUUUAAGGAGUUGUCGCCAUGGCCCGCUCUGCCACGUCAGCAGCAUCACCGGCCCUGCUGCUCGCCGCGGCGUUCCUCCUGCUGGCGGCGUCCAAUGGCGUGCUGGCACGUCACCACGUCCCCGUUACAAGCAUGUUCCCGUUAGAAGAUGUGGGCACGCCUGAAACGCCCCCCGCUCCUCCCGCUGCUCCCCUCCUCCUCCCCCCCGCCUGUGCCGGCCACCUGUAUGCGAUCCACAAUGAAGGGAUACUCAAGAGCUGUUGCCCUCUCCAGCGACAGUCUCUUCGUGUUCCACUGGACCAUUACUAAAACGGGGAUGAACGGGGCUCUGGAGGCCAAGCCAAGGAGCGGGGGCGAGAAGGGGUGGCUCUCGAUUGGCUGGACACAGCGGGCCAAUCGGAUGCAGCCAGGCGAUGCGAUCGUGGGCAAUGUGCUGCUGCCACGUGGCAGGAGGGUGGCUGCUUAUGCAAUGACGGGGAAAUCGAUGAGCAAGAUAAAUGAGACAAAGAGAGUCAAGCUGACGGGUGCAAGUGUGCAGAGGACCACUGGAGGCCGCACCAUUUUCAAGUUCACCCGGGUUGGCAAGGGUGGCCUUGCUCCUCCCAACUACACGGGCCACAACAACAUGAUCUGGGGCUUUGCCAACACCCAGAAUUACGCCAUCCACACCCAGCGUGGAGGCCUUCUGGUCAACCUGGCAUGCAAAGUCUAGAGGACCUUCAUCCGUAUCAAACCUUCUUAUAACGAGUCUCUUCAAAACUUCUUGCAAUUUCUUUCAGCACAUCGCCGAUGUAGCAUGGCCAUUUUCUUAGUGAGGUGGAUCUGAAUGGAGGUUUUGUAGGCAGAUUGAUGCCUUCAUUGUGGAGUGGAGAAGGCACAUGUUGAAAUGAGAUCAUGAAGAUCAUAUGGACCUUCAUGCGUGAUGUAUUCUUGCUGCUGGGCUGAGUGCAGCCCAUGGAUAGGUAUUUGGCAGAGAUAAGUACUUGAUGACAAACUAGUGAGAGAAAGGCACUAGCGAAUGUAGA
Molecule: messenger RNA, 1697 nt
Organism: Closterium sp. NIES-67
Lineage: Eukaryota; Viridiplantae; Streptophyta; Zygnematophyceae; Desmidiales; Closteriaceae
Source: the annotation of a GenBank genome assembly